UGCAGGAAACAAGGGUGUGCUAGUCUGUGUCUGCUGGCGCACGUCCGUAUCACCUGAUACCAUUCCCGGGCUACUGUGUCUGCUGGCGCACGUCCGUAUCACCUGACACCAUACCCGGCGCUACUGUGUCUGCUGGCGUCUUAUCCAUCGCAUCCGGGUCUGUUGGUGUUUUACACAGUUUUUCCGGCGUCUAUUGGCGUCUAAUCAGGUGUAUCCGUGUCUGCUGGCGUCCUAUCCGGUGCGUCCGUGUCUGCUGGCGUCCUACCCGGUGCGUCCGUGUCUGCUGGCGUCCUACCCGGUGCGUCCGUGUCUGCUGGCGUCCUACCCGGUGCGUCCGUGUCUGCUGGCGUCCUAUCCGGUGCGUCUGUGUCUGCUGGCGACGUACCCGGUGGGCGGGAACUUAUCUCCGCCUGUGACACCUGACUAAGGAAGAUGACGGGGCGAGGCUGGAGAUGCUGCAGAAUGUUGAAGACAGAAGCCGCAGUGUUAUUGGUGCUGGCUGGGCUCACUGCUGCCAACCACACACACAACGCCAGUGCAGUCACUGGUGCCAGUCAUACAGAGACUGUGGAGAACAGCAUCGUCUUCAAUCCUUCGGGUGGCGCCGGGAGACACAGUGCUGCCAACCACACAGAAACUGCAGAGAACAGCAACAUCGUGAGUCCUUCCGGUGGCGUGGAGAGAUUCAAUGUUGCCAACCACACAGAGGCGGUAGAGAAAAGCAACAGCAUCCGUCCUCCGGGUGACGCAGAGAGAGACAGACGUCAGGUGUACUCUACGGGACAGUUUGACCGAGCCUACAGUGAGGUGUCCACCCACCUGGACUCCAACAUCAUCGUCGAUGGACAGCCCAGCUUCUUCAGAUCGCAAGUCUUCAACUCUGACAACCUGGACAGAGUCCCAGGCAGACCUGUCUUUACAGUAGACACGCCAUUGGCAUCCUGGCAGCCAGUGCUGGGGAAUAGACCUCAGAGUCUCAGUCCUAUUCAAAUAUACAGCCCGAGCCGCACCCCGGCGGCCAGCCAGCCAUUCCUGGGCCUCGCCUCCAGGUCCUACCCACCAGUCACCCCCGUGCCUCUCCACCUCCAGCCACUCCAAACCCCCUCGUACAGAUAUGGAGUGCCGCCCCCCAAUCCUGAAGCAAGGAGGUGCCCAUAUGGCACGGAAUGUCUGCCGCUGGUGAGCUGCGCCCCCUGCUUUCAUCAGGUGGAGAACCAACCCCAGCUCUUCUGCUCCAUCUUCGGAGGUGCUGUUGGCGUCUGCUGCCCCGGACUACCCAACAAAAUCAACCUGCGGCAGGUGUUCUCGGAGCCGGUGGUCAAGGUACCUCAGCUGAGCCUCAACAUGUACGACAUCAACGAGGCGGGCAGGCUUGGGGCCCAGGCGCUAAGGCAACAAGACCGCCUGGAAGAGGACCUGCGAGAGCGACGUGUCCAAGUAGCCAACUACGCCACACCAUCCUUCGGGCACCUUCAGUUCUUCAAGACCUCGCCCCUCGCCGUCAAGAUUUCCCGAGACGCUUUUGUCAACUCCCGUGCUACCUCCUCACAAAUUCUUCUCCACAAGUUUGAUCUGACUCCCCUGGAGGCUGGGUUUGGUCUGCAGCAGUUUGACCUGUCCACCACCGUCCUCUCUGAGACCUGUCCGAGGGACCCCGUGUGCCAGGAGAAGGACAGGAUCUACCGCACCAUCGACGGCUCCUGCAACAACCUGGACCACCCCAUGUGGGGCCAGGCCAGGACCGGCUUCCAGAGACUCAGUCUUCCACACUACAGCGACGGACUCUCUCGGCCGCGUCGGAGUGUGACGGGUGGUGAACUACCGUCUGCCAGGCUGGUGUCGACCAGUAUUGUGGGCGACCAGGACCGACCCAGCCCAGACCUGACCCUCUCCGUCAUGCAGUGGGGUCAGUUCAUUGACCAUGACCUCACCCACACUCCCAUCAGUAGGCUCGGUAACAUGAGCGGGGUGGAGUGCUGCAGCAACCAGGGCCGUAGCUUUGUGGAACCAACAUUACUCCACCCAUCUUGCCUCCCCAUUGAUAUCCCCGCCAAUGACCCAUUCUUCGGCGCGAGUGGUCGCCGCUGCAUGAACUUCGUCAGGUCUGUGCUCGCCCCCAGAGCCAACCCCUGCACUUUAGGAUUCGCUGAACAGAUGAACCAGAUCACACACUACUUGGAUGGGUCGAACAUCUAUGGGUCGAGUGACGAAGAGGAACAAGAACUGCGAGCGUUCCGAGGCGGCCUCCUGCGGGUGCAGGAGAGAAACCUCCUUCCACCUGACAAUGAUGCUAUGGAGUGCGAGUCCCUCAGGGAAGGACUUCCUUGCUUCAAGGCUGGAGACAGCCGCCUGAACGAGCAAUUGAACCUGGCCGUCAUCCACACAGUGUGGGUGAGGUUCCACAACCGCGUCGCCCGGGAACUGGCCCGUCUCAACCCACACUGGUCAGACGAGAUCAACUACCAGGAGACCAGGAGAGUGGUAGUGGCCAUGUAUCAACACAUCGUCUACAACGAGUGGCUCCCUCUUGUCAUUGGCAAGGACUACAUGGCCGAGAAUGGACUACUGCCGCGGCGGGAGGGCUACUCCAGGGACUACGACAGCGGCCUUAACGCAGCCAUAAUGAACGAGUUUGCAACUGUUGCCUUCCGUUUUGGCCACACCCUCGUCCAGGGCAUGAUUCAGUUGGUGGGCAAGAAGGGUAGGCUAGGAGAUACCCUCAUUAUACACGAGUUCUUCAACAACCCUCGCCCCAUAUACAGGCCUGGGGGUAUGGACGAGCUCCUCAGGGGCCUGGCCACACAACCCAUCCAGCAGUUCGACAACUUUGUUACUUCUUCACUCACUAACAGGCUCUUCCAGACUCCAUCGGUGCCCUUCGGGUUGGACCUCGUGGCCCUCAACACCCAGCGAGCCAGAGACCACGGCGUGGCCCCUUACAACGAUCUACGAGCCGCAUGCGGACUUCCUAAGGCCAAACAAUUUGAAGACCUACUCGAUGUUAUUGGACCGGAGGUGGUGCAGGUGUUCAAGCAGCUCUACGCCUCCGUCGAUGACAUCGACCCCUUCGUGGCCGGUAUCUCCGAGAGGCCCGCACCGGGGGCUCUCCUGGGACCCACCUUCAGGUGCAUCAUCGGCGACCAGUUCACCCGCCUGAAGCGAGGGGACAGGUUCUUCUACGACCUGGCGGACAAGCCAGCCACCUUCCCCCCAGAACAACUCAACUCGAUCCGGAUGAUGUCUUGGGCCCGCGUCCUGUGUGAGACUGGAGACAUGUUGGGCUACGUCCAGCCCCUCGCCUUCCGCCAGCCCCGAGGACUGAACGAGAGAGUACCUUGUGACAGUCCAGGCAUCCCGGGCCUUGACCUCACGCCUUGGCUCUCCCUGCCGAUGCAAUACUGACCUCCACACCGAUGCCCAAGUGUUGUAAACGAAACAUUUUAUUGUCAUAAUCAACAAGAAGUGCCAUCACAGUUGUCUUCCUCGCUGACACUGUACAGUGCCAUGUUACCAACCUUGGUUAUGACUUGGCUCGUGCCUCACACAGGAAUAACUAAUACCUAGGCCUAUCACGUUCUUAUGCUCAAGAGUAUGAUCCUCAAAAACCCAACGAGGUACUUAAGCAGGCACCAGUGAAGAAUAUUCAGGGAGGAACACAAUACGAAGAACAAAAGUUAAACUUAUAAUUAUAAUAACUUAAAAUGACAAAUUAGCUCAAAAUGGACUUAUUGAUCACAAUUAACUAUAUAAACACAGAUGGACAUAUAAUAGAAUACCAGACCAAUUAACCACCCUACGGUUAUGAACACAACCAGACAAUACUUAAACUGACACAGAUAUGUUGUCAACAGACCUCUCUACUUGCUACUGAGGGUACCAGCCGCGCUCCUCUCCGACAGACGAAUGUCUCCCUCACCUCUGAGUUGCCUACUUCCGAUUCAAUCUUUUUAUUAAUAAAUUAACACACUACAAACUGAAAUAAUUACUCUCAAACAAUUUACAAUAUACAAUCAUACUAUUUCACUCAGUCUAAUAUGGAUAACUAAAAUUAUAACAUUCUUAAAUGGUUUAACUUAAUAAUUACUUAUAUAUAAGGAUACAAUAAGAUGGGCAACACAGACAGCCUGGCUCUGCCUCCCUCUCUGUACACGUAUGAUCACUGGAAAAGGACCUGCAUAAUACCUGUACUCUUUCACGCCAGCCUUUCCUCUCAUACACUAUAUGGUAUAAUACAACAUACCAUAUUGCCAUACACCCCAAUACAUCAUCUAUAUAUAUAUGGAGG
Procambarus clarkii (red swamp crayfish) is the source of this 4285-nucleotide messenger RNA. The record is from RefSeq and is a predicted model, not a curated record. NCBI's taxonomy places the organism in Eukaryota, Metazoa, Arthropoda, Malacostraca, Decapoda, Cambaridae.